Molecule: messenger RNA, 944 nt
Organism: Rhineura floridana
Lineage: Eukaryota; Metazoa; Chordata; Lepidosauria; Squamata; Rhineuridae
Product: ribonuclease P protein subunit p14-like
Exons: 6
Coding region: 159-557 (132 amino acids)
Source: RefSeq, a predicted model, not a curated record
UGGCCAGAAAGGCGAUGGGCGGUUCUAUGAUUGGCUGGUGUGGUUAGCAGAAGUUCUGUCCGGUUGUUUCCCUCUGUGUGCUUUGGGAGAGAGAGAGAAGGUUCGUGUGAGCAUGUGGCGCCUGGUUUGUUGUAAAACACCUAAGUCUGUUUGCUAAGAUGAUUGAAUUUGGUGAUGGCAAUAAAGGCAUCAAGCCUGCUUCCUAUGAAAGGAUAGUUCUCAAGAAUGCUUCUGAGUACCACUAUCUAAAGAUUCACUUGGAGCUUCAAGAAGCUGAUGUUAGCCUAAAUGCUGUAGAAUUCAAACAACUUAUUAUCUCUGCUCUGAAACGGCUUCAUGGUGAGGUUGGUGCAGCUUUGCCUGUUGAUAUACUGACAUAUGAGGAAAAAACCUUGUCUGCAAUACUUAGAGUAGCUAAUGCUGGCCUGGUAAAGCUGUGGAGUGCUCUGACGCUGUUUGGUUCUUAUCAGAACGGAAAGUGUGCAUUUAGGGUGAUGCAGACCUCUCCAUUUCUUCUUGCGUUAGCUGGGAACAGCAGAGAGCUGGUACUGGAUUAAACACACACAGAAGAGCUUGUGAAAAGCCAGAGUUGUCUAAGACGCUAAUAGUGUUGCCGAAAUGCAGAUUUUUAUAUGUGAGACUCCAGAGAAGAUUCCUGACAAAGCCAAACAUUACCAUUCCACUCAUUCAACCUUCUGUUCAGCAUUUGCACAUACAAAUUGGAGACAAGGCUGCACUAACUAAGACGUUUACACAGAUGGAUGUUACCUUUUCUGAGUUAACAGGGGACAUAAACCCAUUGCAUCUGGAUGAAGAAUAUGCAAAUAAUAAUAAUAAUAGAAUUUUAUUUAGCAGACGCCCAUCUGUCCGACUGAACGGACACUCUGGGCGACGUACAAUAUAAAAUACAAUAUAAAAUACAAUCUGCUCAAGAGAUCAAGAUU